Chironomus riparius is the source of this 548-nucleotide messenger RNA. Lineage: Eukaryota; Metazoa; Arthropoda; Insecta; Diptera; Chironomidae. The record is from the annotation of a GenBank genome assembly.
GUGAGGGGUGAGUCAUUGAACAGAAUUCAGUGUGUAAAGUCGCCUUCACAUACCUAGAAAAACUUUAGUGGUUGGAUAUUUCCGUUUUUGCACUUAAUUCAGCUUUAUCAGUAACGAUGUUGACUUCACAAUUACUGUCUGGUGCUCGUAAUUUGGGCCAAAUUGCUCGUCGCAACUUCGGAAUUGCUGCUCCAGCACUUCAGAAGGUCUCUGAUCCAAUUCAGCAAAUGUUCCUUGAUAAAAUCCGUGAAUACAAGUCCAAGAGCUCUGGUGGAAAGUUGGUCGAUGCUACCCCAGAAAUCACAAAAGAGCUUGCACAAGAAUUAGAUAAAUUAGCUAAGCAAUACGGCGGUGGGGCUGGAGUUGACAUGACCAAAUUCCCAGAAUUCAAAUUCGAUGAACCAAAAAUUGAUCCAAUCAACUCGGAGAAUUAAGUUUAAUAACAUCCAGCUUAUAAUAAGAACAGACUUGAAAAUUUCCCGAUUUAAAAUGCAAAAAGAGAAUGUUUUGUGAAAUAUUUAGGAAUACAAAAAAUUGGUUUAGUUGAA